This is a messenger RNA of Penicillium chermesinum, 219 nucleotides long. RefSeq lists its product as uncharacterized. Lineage: Eukaryota; Fungi; Ascomycota; Eurotiomycetes; Eurotiales; Aspergillaceae. The transcript has a single exon. The record is from RefSeq and is a predicted model, not a curated record. The coding region runs from base 1 to 219 and encodes 72 amino acids.
AUGUACAGAGUAAACAAAGCCUCUGCAGCCAAGCACUUCACCGCCGUCAACCUGUUCUACCCGGACCUUGAGCCUUACCCCGCUAGUCUGCGCCGCCGCUUCACUCUUCAUUCCUUACUGGCGGUAGCCUCAACGAAGCAGACCAGGGUCUGCCGCUCCUUCCCCACCACCUCGACAUGGAUCACCUUGCAUACGCGGGACAAAGCAGCCUGGACAUGA